This is a messenger RNA of Alternaria burnsii, 1260 nucleotides long. RefSeq names its product globin-like protein. Bases 1 to 1260 code for a protein of 419 amino acids. The transcript has a single exon. The record is from RefSeq and is a predicted model, not a curated record. Lineage: Eukaryota; Fungi; Ascomycota; Dothideomycetes; Pleosporales; Pleosporaceae. Gene Ontology annotation, molecular function: nitric oxide dioxygenase [NAD(P)H] activity; heme binding; FAD binding. Gene Ontology annotation, biological process: nitric oxide catabolic process; cellular response to nitrosative stress. Gene Ontology annotation, cellular component: intracellular anatomical structure.
AUGGGCGCCCUAACCCCCUCCCAAGUCCGCACGAUCAAAGCCACGGUUCCCGUCCUCGCCGAACACGGCAACACAAUCACAACCAGGUUCUACCACGACCUCCUAGAAGUGCACCCAGAGCUUAAGAAUGUCUUCAACAACACCCACCAAGCAACCGGACACCAGGCCCAAGCGCUCGCCGGCGCUCUUUACGCCUACGCUGCCAACAUCGAUGAUCUAGGCAAGCUCUCACCAGCCGUCGAACUGAUAUGUCACAAACACGCAUCCUUGUUCAUUCGCCCAGACCAGUACGACGUUGUCGGCAAACAUCUACUCGAGACGAUGAGCACAGUGUUGGGUGAAGCCGCGACACCCGAAAUUCUAGAAGCAUGGGGAGCGGCGUACUGGCAACUAGCCAACCUGAUGAUUGGCAAAGAAGAUGAAAUGUAUAAACAGACGGCCUACUGGCCUGACUGGAAAGACUUUUCUAUUGCUAAGAAAGAAAAGGAGAGUGAUGAGAUUACAAGUUUCUAUCUCGAGCCAGUGGACAAGGAGUUCAAGUUACCGAUGUACAAGCCGGGACAGUACAUCUCAGUCAAUGUAUUCGUGGAAGAGCUAGAUGGUGGCGUGUGGCAGGCGCGACAGUAUAGUCUGAGCGACGCGCCGGGCAAGAAGUAUUUGAGGAUAAGUGUCAAGAGAGAGCCAGGGAUUGAGGUGGGAGAGAAGAAACACAUGACGCAUGCGGGUUAUAUAUCGAAUCUGCUGCAUGACAUGAAGAACGAGGGGGAUGUAAUCAAGGUCUCGCACCCAUUCGGAGAUUUCUUCUUCGACAAGGACGAGGUGGAUGCGGAUGCACCUGUCGUGCUCAUUUCAGCAGGCGUCGGUUUGACUGCCUUGACAUCCAUCUUCAACUCGCUGACGAGCGAGAAGUCGAAUCGCCCGAUAACCUGGAUUCAAGGCGCACGUAACUCGGCCACACGCGCGUUCAAAGCCCACUUCGACCAAUGCGCUGCUGCAAAUGAGAACGUGCAUGCCGUGUACUACUCGUCAAGUCCAAGCGAAGGGGAAGUUCAGGGUCGCGACUACACCAUACAAGGUCGCGUCGAUCUAGACAAGAUUGACAGGCAACACCUGCAUGCGGACAGUGGCAAGACAGUGUACUACUGUUGUGGACCCACACGAUUCAUGCUCGACGUUGAGGCCAAGUUGAAGAGCUAUGGCGUGCCGAGUGAACGGGUGAAGAUGGAGUUGUUCGGUACCGGCGGAGUACCGAGGGUCUAG